Molecule: messenger RNA, 737 nt
Organism: Atta colombica
Lineage: Eukaryota; Metazoa; Arthropoda; Insecta; Hymenoptera; Formicidae
Product: glutathione S-transferase-like
Exons: 5
Coding region: 77-700 (207 amino acids)
Biological process (GO): glutathione metabolic process
Molecular function (GO): glutathione transferase activity
Source: RefSeq, a predicted model, not a curated record
CGCACGAGUGUACCUUGCUCGGGACGAUAGCGAGAUCGUACGAGAGCGCCGGGUUUCCAGAUCGCGAGUAAGGAAGAUGGCUGAGGAACAGCCGAAGUACAAAUUGAUCUACUUCAAUGCACGAGGUCGUGCCGAGCAUAUUCGCUACAUAUUCGCCUAUGCCGGUAUCGACUAUAUCGAUGAAAGGAUCUCCAACGACCGCUGGCCUGAGCUUAAGAAGUCGAUGCCUUACGGAAUGCUGCCAGUUCUGGAGAUAGACGGUAAGCCGAUAGCGCAAAGCAACGCCGUGGCGCGUUACCUGGCCCAUGAGCACAAUCUCACGGGCAAGGACGAAUGGGAAUCGAUGCUGUGCGAUGUGCUGGUCGAUACCUUGGGAGACUUGAAACAAUUUAUCUUUCAAUAUCGCACAGAGGAGGAUCACUUUAAGAAGGAGGAAAAGAAGGCAAAGCUUCUGAAGGAAACAAUACCGUUCUACCUGAAUAAGUUCGAGCAAACUGUUGCUGAGAAUGGUGGUUACGCAGUCGGUUCUACGACCACGUGGGCGGACUUCGUAUUCACCGUGGCUUUGGAGAACUUUGAGAACAUUUUCGGCGCGACUGCCUUAGAGAAUUAUCCGGCGUUACGUGGCUUGAAAAAACGGGUACAUGAAAUUUCAGCAAUCGCCGACUGGCUAUCACGGCGACCUCAUUCAGAGUUUUGAAAUGUCAAUUCAACGACGGAAACCGGAAGGCAACAUC